AUUCCUUUCCCAGGAUCAAAUCAAUGAGUUCAAGGAAUGUUUUUCCCUCUAUGAUAAGAAACACAAAGGCAAGAUCAAGGACAGCGACCUCAUCACAGUUAUGCGCUGCCUUGGGGCGAGCCCCACCCCAGGAGAGGUGGCCAAGCACCUUCAGGCACAUAAAGUGGGCAACAACGCAGAGCUGGAUUUUUCGACUUUCCUGUCCAUCAUGUACAGGCAGAUGCAGCAGGAAGACCCUGAGAAUGAAAUCCUGCUCGCCAUGCUGAUGACAGAUGAGCAGAAGACGGGAUUCAUCACUGUGGCGGAGCUGAAAGCCAAGCUGACCAGCCUUGGAGAAAAGCUGUCCGGGGAAGAAGUGAACAAUCUUCUGAAGGAGGCCAAAGUGGGACACAACGGGCUUGUCAAGUACGAAGACUUGGUCAAGUCCAUCACCCGUCCUGUUGCUGUCGACCACUGA
Messenger RNA from Euleptes europaea (tarantolino), 457 nucleotides. It is a transcript of the gene CALML4, whose product is annotated as calmodulin like 4. Gene Ontology annotation, molecular function: calcium ion binding. Lineage: Eukaryota; Metazoa; Chordata; Lepidosauria; Squamata; Sphaerodactylidae. The record is from RefSeq and is a predicted model, not a curated record. The coding region runs from base 101 to 457 and encodes 118 amino acids. Gene Ontology annotation, cellular component: myosin II complex. The transcript has 4 exons.